This is a messenger RNA of Adineta steineri, 348 nucleotides long. The record is from the annotation of a GenBank genome assembly. Lineage: Eukaryota; Metazoa; Rotifera; Eurotatoria; Adinetida; Adinetidae.
AUGAGUAGUAGUAAAGCUUUAGCUGCUAUUCAAACAAUGAAAAUUAUUUAUGGUUCACAAGGAAGACAAAAUAUUCUUCCUUAUCAUUAUCUUGGUAUGGUCUACCGUACACCAUGGCGUUUUUGGUAUUCAAAUUCACAAGUAUUUCGAUGGUUUUCACGUAUCAUGGCUGUAGCUUUUGCAUCAACACUCUAUUUACCAUUACGUGGCGUUGAUUUAUCUUAUACACCUUAUACAAUUGUUCAUCAUCAACUUGAUCAUAAAUUUGGUGAUUGGAUUGAAGAAAUGCGUUAUCCAGUUGAUCAAAAACGUGUUGAUGAAUACAAAAAAGCACAUGGACUUCAAUAA